AUGGCACUUUUAGUUAAAGAAUUGGGCUCGGCAGAUCACCCACUUCCCAUACCCCCGGAAAAGCCGCCCGUCAGCUACACGGACAUCUGUGAGACGGCGUGCUUCAGCAUGGGCGUCUUCGUGCUCCGCGCCAGUGCCUGCAUCCCUCUGCACAACCACCUGGGCAUACAGGGGCUGCUGAAGGUCUUCUACGGCACCCUCCACAUUGCCUGCUUUGACGAGCAGCCCGAGGAGCCCCAGGACGCCCCCAAUGCCACUGCUUCUGCUGAUGCCUCCGAGGCCGCCUCCUGCCCCGGCCGCCCUCGCCGCUUGCGUGCCUUGCUCUGCUCGCACCGCCUCUACACGGCCUCCAUGCCGCCCUGCCUGCUCUCCCCGCAGUGGGACAACCUGCACCAGAUCGCGGCUGAGGGUACCGGGCCCGUCGCCUUCCUCGACAUCCUGGUGCCACCCUACAACCCGGCCCGCGGACACGACUGCCACUACUACCAGCUGGCCAACGGACAGAGCCUCCCGCCCGCAACCGGCCCUCUGUGCGCUCUCUGGCUGCUGGAGACCCCGCAGGCGCCCUACUUCUGGUGUGGCGGGGAGCCUUAUCUGGGCCCCCGAGUCUACCCCUGA
This is a messenger RNA of Thamnophis elegans (Western terrestrial garter snake), 618 nucleotides long. Its product is annotated as 2-aminoethanethiol dioxygenase-like. Gene Ontology annotation, molecular function: oxidoreductase activity, acting on single donors with incorporation of molecular oxygen, incorporation of two atoms of oxygen. The record is from RefSeq and is a predicted model, not a curated record. Bases 1 to 618 code for a protein of 205 amino acids. The transcript has 2 exons. Gene Ontology annotation, cellular component: mitochondrion. NCBI's taxonomy places the organism in Eukaryota, Metazoa, Chordata, Lepidosauria, Squamata, Natricidae.